Messenger RNA from Pimephales promelas (fathead minnow), 2877 nucleotides. Lineage: Eukaryota; Metazoa; Chordata; Actinopteri; Cypriniformes; Leuciscidae. The record is from RefSeq and is a predicted model, not a curated record.
UGCGUUUUAACGGGCAUGCGCGUGAAGUUGAGUUGCCAUGGAAACGGAGGGUCACCGGUGCAGACAGCAAAACUCCGACUCUCCCUGUUUUCACUGCUUUCAGGUGUGUCUGGUGCAGAGAUGGUGACCGUGAUGGAGGGAGAUUCUGUCACUCUACACACCAAUCUUUCUGAAAUACUGAACGAUGAUACGAUACUGUGGCUGUUUGCAUCUAAAGACUCUCUCAUAUCUCAAAUAACGAGAAAGGAAGGCUUGAACUCAAUUUAUUUCACAGAUGAUGAGAGAUUCAGACACAGAUUGCAGGUGGACCAAAACACUGGAUCUCUCACAGUCAGAAACAUCAGAAUCAGACACUCGGGACAAUAUAAACUCUCCAUCUCUAGAGAAAUAAAUACCAUAAAGAUAUUUCACGUUACUGUCUUAGGUGUGGCUAAUAGGACGGAUGAAGUGAAGUCCAUUUCAGUGAAGGAGGGAAAGUCUGUCUCUCUAAACAUUUAUACUGAUAUACGCCCAGAUGAUCUGAUCUUGUGGAGGUUUGGAGAUCAAGGCAUCCUGCUGGCUAAAAUUGAUGUAGAAACGAAUGAGACCUCAUUAAACGAUGAUGAUGAGAGAUUCAGAGACCGACUGAAGAUAGAUCAUCAGACUGGAUCUCUGACCAUCACAAACACCAGAACCGAACACGCUGGACUUUAUGAACUUCAGAUCAGAGGCAGUGAGAGCUCAAAGAGAUUCCUUCUUUCUGUCAACGCUGGUGCAGCUCUGGCUCUGUCUCCGGGUGGAAUAGUAGGAAUAACGUUUGCUGUUCUGCUGGUUCUGGUUGUAAUCGUGAUUUACUUUCGGUGGAAGAUCUCUAAACUUCAAGAACAAGUGUUGUCCGAGAACAAGAAAGUGGAGGAGGGAGAAUCUCUCUGUUUGCCCACUGGUGUUCCUGAACUACACAAAGAUUACUGUAUGCAGUGGUAUUAUAAAGAUCAAAGUAAAGACAUUCUCAUAGCUGAAAUCAAUAACGAGACCCAUAAAUAUAAUGUUGUUGAUGAGAGAUUCAAGAACAAACUGACACUGAAUCCUAAGACCGGAGAUCUCACCAUCAAUAACAUCAAAAUCCUUCACGCUGGACUCUAUAGACUCAAGUUCAAGAGCAAAAUGAGAACCAAACACAACAGUUUCAUGGUUAUGGUGACUGCCAACACGAAAUUAGAGGCUGAGGGAAAUAAUGUCCCUCUCAUGACUGGUGUUACUACUAUCAAGCCAGGUGAUCUGAUACUGUGGACGUUUGGACUCAAAAACUGCCUCAUUGCUACAGUUGAAUCAAGUACAUCUUAUAUUGUUGAGAGAUUCAGAGAACGACUGGAGCUGGAUCCUCAGACUGGAUCUCUGACCAUCACAAACAUCUCAAACACAGAAUAUGGACACUAUAAACUACAGAUCAUCAACAAAGAACAGACCACAUUCAGGAGAUUCAUUGUGCUCGAGCCUGCUGAGCCAAAAUCUGAGGCUAAGGGAAACAAUGUCCUCCUCAAGACUGGUGUUACUACUAUCAAGCCAGGUGAUCUGAUAUUGUGGAUGUUUGGAGCCAAAAACUUUUUCAUUGCUAGAGCUGAUUCAAAUAAAACUGCUAUUUCUGAGAGAUUCAAAGACAGAGUGCAGCUGGAUCCUCAGACUGGAUCUCUGACCAUCACAAACAUCUCAAACAGAGAAUACGGACACUAUAAAGUACAGAUCAUCAACGAAGAAAAGACCACAUUCAGGAGAUUCAAUGUGUUCGACCCUGAUCCAGAAACCCAAGGAGAUGAAAAUACAGCUUUAAUGAGUCGCAAGAAUGAUUUACUCAUGCUGCAGGACAUAAGUUAAUGAGAUAAGACACACCCACCCAUGCUUUUCAGUGACGUCACAAAACAAUUGAUGCAUAAUAGGCAACAGAACAGAGAACAUUGAUCUGUUGAUAAUUAGCUGUGCAAGGCAAUUCUAUAAUGAAGUGUAUUACUGAAUAUAAGAUCACAUAUAUUUUGAUAUAUCUGUAAAUAUAUUAUCAGAUAUCUUCCAUUAUAUAAAGAGCAUCAAUUCCUUAUGUAUUAUUCAAUAUAUUGUACUAUAACACAAUGUAUUAUUCUGUAUUAUAUGUGUUCUUCUCGUAAGGGUUACAACAGCAGUGUUUCUGUAUCAAGAUCAUUUUUGAUGUUAAGCUUUGUUUCUGAAAGCCAAAAUAUUACCCUUUCGCUAAAGUGGACAGCUAUUUAAGCAUUUUCUUGAAUGUGCAAGGGUUUUGAUGGCAAAGUUGCACAUAAAUCUGUUCAUUGGACCCUGGUGUAUCAUUCUAUGCAUUGCAACCAAGUCGUAAGGCAUUGUGUUUUUAUGUUUUCCCCCUUCAAAUCAAGAUGGCCAGUGGUCAAAAAAAAAAAAAGUAUUGCAGCAUCAAGCAGUAUCUAAUGUGUCAUAUGAUAUCACAGUACAAUUUUCCACAAUUUUUUGAUUUUAGAUUGGGAGAAAAAUCUGAUUAAUCAUCUGUCCACUAUAGUGGACCUCAUGCAUCAAUGGCUAUAUUUUAGCUACAAUUCAUACUUAUAUUGUGAAUAGUUUUUUUUUUUUACUUAAUCUGCACUUUUAAAUAAAUGCAUUUGUAUUUUUAGAAUGUAAUUUUCAUUGACAUCUAAAAAAGUUAUGUAAUUACUUUUUUGGAUGAAAUGAGUAAUGCAUUACGAGUCACAAAUAAUGUAAUCUAAUUAUGUAUUGCAUUACUUCUUAGAUCAACAAAAGUAUUUGUUUACAUAAUCAAUGUUGCUUGUAAUGUGUUGCAUUUAAUAUACUUAAUCUGCAAUGUUACAACUCAGUGUGCAGGGAAGUUGACUUUUUUUUAAAUAAAUGCAUUUGUAUUUUUAG